Messenger RNA from Capra hircus (goat), 4407 nucleotides. It is a transcript of the gene MSANTD2, whose product is annotated as Myb/SANT DNA binding domain containing 2. Bases 2734 to 3723 code for a protein of 329 amino acids. Lineage: Eukaryota; Metazoa; Chordata; Mammalia; Artiodactyla; Bovidae. The record is from RefSeq and is a predicted model, not a curated record. The transcript has 5 exons.
ACUUUCACUUCAUGAUGGAGAGACUGUUACCAGCUCCACCUUACAGAUAGAGAAAUUGAGGUACAGAGCGAUUAAUUUUUCUAAUGUCACAGAGCUAGCAGGUGGUGAAGCUAGACUGUCUGACUCUCCACUUUUAACCACUUGAUUAUAUUGCCCCAUUGUGAAUUAUCAGUCCACCUUUAUUAAAAUUUAACAGUUGAAACAGUAUUUUGGCAACAAUGAAAUCAUAAAUUCAGAAAUGCCAAAAUCACACAGCAACACACAGAUGGACCUCAUAGGGCUCAUAUAUGUUUCUUGUCAUAGAAAUGGAAACACAAAUUUUAAAAAUCCUUGCAGAUAAUUCAUGGUAUCCUAAGAUUAUAAACAUAAUGAGAAACAUUGAUUUGAAAGUCCCAAGAAUUUAAAACAAAGUGUUGAAACAUAAAUAAGACUUCCACUGUAGACAGCUCAUUCAGUCAUUCAUUCAGGCCUUUAUAUGUGUGAUGGUAUUUAUUGGACUACCAACUCUUCUUAAAGAAAUUAAGUUUGAGGUUAAAGAAGGAGAAACAUUUACAGGGUAGAAUGAGCUUUUUGACAGUAAAAGUGGAUGAGGAUGUGGCUUACUGAAGGAGACCGCAGAGUGAGCACUGCUUUAUGCCUGCCCUUGUUCACCUAACGUGUGAAUGACUGGGUGCUCUCCUCAGAGGUGAGGAGGGUGGGAUGGACUGUUCCGUAAUGCGUGAUAUAAAUAUACAAAAAGGAGACUACGCAGAUGAAGAAAGCUCAAAAUAGACUCAAGAAGUGAGAAAUCAAGCGAGUGCAGGGAGUAUAGCAGUAACCCAGGUAAAUGUGGUCACUUCAGCUAAAUAUGAAAAUGAGCUGUGAACUUCCUGACAACUAUGGCAAAAAGGUAACUACAGUGAUUUUCUGUACUUUUCAUUGUCUGCAGAAGGGAAGCACACAAGGUCCUCGUUCUAAAACCUAAGAUGAAUUUUCAUUAAGGACACUCUGAUAGCAGCCUUGGAUAAGCUCUUACCUUUCUCUUCGUUCUCUUUUCUGUUAAAUAGGGCAGCAUGACGUGUCUUCUGUGUAUAGUAAUACACUGCCCGGAUCCCUCCCCCGGGGAGUGAGCCGCUGGCGCGUCCCCACCAGCUGCCUGAGUGGUGAUGGCUUCAGGAACCCUCCUGAAGGAACCCUCCUGAAGGAACUCUCCCAGGAAUGUCUGGUUGCCCAUGGCUAGGCUCCCUCUCCACUGGCAGCCUGGACUCAGUGACUGGUCAGUGCUGAAAUUCAAAAGCCCAGCCGCCUUGCCUUAAGGGAGCUCUAAAGUAUUACUCACAUUCCAUACUUCACUUUAGGAUUAACCAAGACCUCUGCGGCAGCCGUGAGUUACUUCACCUCUCUCUUCCCCGUCCUGUGCUCACAAAUGCUGUUCUGAAGAGCUCUCCGCUGUAAACGUCCUGCACAGCCUCCUCAGUGUCUCUUUCCUGGGACCCUCUCUUUUAGCAUCAUUGUAAAAAUUAGAAAUAAUAAAUGUAACCUGCUGACCCCCAACUCUCAGCACAUGGUAGGAACUGAGAAAAUGUUAGUUAUGGUUUCCUUUCAUUGCAUGGGACAUUGAGCCACCUAUGGACAAUGUCUGAUUUUUGUAGAAGGUACAGACAUUUUUUUUCAUACGGUAAUUCCUUUUAGCAGUCCUCAUAAAGGUAAGAAUAAAAUAUAAAAAUGCUACCAACUGAGCUAUAAAGUGUUACAGUAGAUUUUCUGAGUUUGCAACAAGUUUCUCAGUAAGUUCAGGUUGCUCAAAGACAGGUGCACAAACUUAAAGCAGGCUUAUUUUCAGAUUUUUCAUAGAAAGUUUAUAUGUCAAGAUAUGAAAAUAUAUUAUUUUCAUGCAUUUGGGACCUAUAGCUUAUACCCUGUAAAUGCAGAAAGAAAAAACCCUUUUGAAAUAAUGUUUACCAGGUUUUAAUAGUCAACUGAACCUUAACCUAAUGCUUGUACCUAGGUAUCUCUGGAGGAUUUCUAAUGUUACUGUUUAGGUAAUUUUAUCUCGAUGUCCAAAUUAUUAUUUUUUUCACAACCAAAUACCUAAAAUUUACUAAUGGGGAAAAAAAAACUAUUGUAAGUUAUCUUUGCAUCAUAGAUGGUAGUUUUCAGCAAGAAGAUAACUGCAAAACUGAGAAUCACAUGAUCACCCUAUGAAACAGAUCAAGUGGCCUUUUUCAGAGGGGAGCCUGGUCUGCCUGAACAUUGGUCUCAUGAAUCGAAGAAAGUACCUCUGUGUUUGGGAAGCAGUACGCUGUUGUAAGGAUGAUGCUUUGAGGAUGUUCAGAACAUGUGUACACGUGUGCAUGUGUCAUGCUUAACUUUUAGACACUGUUGAUUAUGGAGCUGUCAGCGUUUAAUGCAGGAUGUUUGUAUGAGAGAGGACUUUAAAGAUGAAUGGCUCUCACAGCUAUCCUAGAGAGAUUUUAGAUAAUUCUCUUGAAUGUGUUUUUUAGUUAUCACAUACUAAUAAAAGCUACCAUUUUAACAUCAUCCAAAUACUACUUUUAGGUGGUGCCCUGGGAUGUGAAGUACUGAGAAAAGAUUCAACAAAGAGAUGCUAAUGUAGCAACGUCAGCGCUGAUAUAGGAGCUGGUUCGAUGCCCAGAACUGAAUGCUGUGUUCCAGCUGUGGCCUCACCGGUGCUGAAUAGAGAGGAAGAGCCACCUCCAUAGCUUACAUGAGCUGGAGUCAGAUGGCAGCACUAUGGAGGAGUAUUCACAGGAGGACUGGGGAAACCACAGUCAGGAUCUCCACGGCUACCCCACAGAUCAGGAAUUGGAUGAAAUACCUGUCACAAAGAGAACAUUAAAAAUAAAACAAGAGUCUUCUGAAGAAGCACAGAAAAGAGACAUUAUGCAGAAUAUUGUACAAAUUUUGGAAUCAGUACAGUUGAAAUGGGAACUGUUUCAGAGCUGGACAGACUUUUCAAGGCUUCACCUUUCUAAUAAACUGGCCAUUUUUGGAAUCGGUUACAACACCCGUUGGAAAGAGGACAUCCGUUACCAUUAUGCUGAAAUCAGCUCCCAGGUGCCCCUUGGCAAGCGACUCCGGGAGUACUUCAAUUCUGAGAAGCCCGAGGGCCGGAUCAUCAUGACCCGAGUGCAGAAAAUGAACUGGAAGAAUGUAUACUACAAAUUUCUGGAGAUCACUAUCAGCGAAGCUAGGUGCCUGGAGCUGCACAUGGAAAUUGACUGGAUCCCCAUCGCCCACUCCAAACCAACUGGUGGGAAUGUGGUUCAGUAUUUAUUGCCAGGAGGCAUUCCCAAAAGCCCGGGUCUCUAUGCCAUUGGCUACGAGGAGUGUAUUGAGAGGCCUCCCUCCCCCCAUGUGGAGCGACGUACCCUGGACCCCGGAAAGGAGGGCCGGGUUGACUUGGAAACCCUUUCAGCACAAGCCUCACUGCAGGUGGAGAUAGAACCCACUCGAAUUAUCUAUUGCUACCUCGGAAUCGCUGAGGUCAGGACUCUGCAGCAGUGCUUGUUUUUACAUUUCCAAGCAAAUACCAAAACCUUCAGCAAGGAUUGGGUUGGUAUAAAUGGGUUUUUGUCUCAGAACUGUAUUGUGGAUCCUGGUGUGUCCCCCAAAUCCAUCUACAUCAAAUUUGUAGAAGUUGAGAGGGAUUUUCUUUCUGCUGGCUCGUUAGUUGAGUGCCUGGAAAAAGCCAUCGGGUACCCCUUAAAAUAUAACAACUGAAUGUCAUCCUUCAUAAGGAUCUGGGCUCUUACCUCUCUCUUCUCUACCCCUGUCCCGUGACCCAGACUGUCCCUCAUCCAGAUGCUGCCAUCGACUCUUCAUGGAAACUCUUUCCACGAUCGGGCCAGUACAACUAAGAAACCAUAGUAGACCUUGGGCAGAGAACACAGACCUCACCUGAAAAAUGCUCAUUUUGAGCAAACAAGCUACACAGCGGACUUGCGUGGUGGGUCAGCUGUUUCUUUUUUAAAAACAACAAAAAAACAAUUUUUAAAUGAAUUUUAGAGCCCUAAUGUAAACAAAUGUAGGUACAUUCCAUAUUGGACAAAACUUAUACUUUGAGUUUCAUAUGAAAUUGAAAAAUUGUAUUUUUUUCACGAUGUUUCAUUUUUACACAUCUCUAUGUCUCUAUAUAAGUAUUAUUUACAACCUUGAAUAAAUAAGCAAUAGAUAAUGGCAAGUAAAAUCUUGAGUCACAGUGAAUAAGACUGUUUUUCAAUAUUACCCUUUAGCUACUAUUGUAUAUAAUUUAGAGUUUCACUUUUUUUCAUCAACCAAGUGUUUUGCUAUUCCCAAUCAGUGUUGCCUGCAAAGCCUUCUGUUUCUGUGAUGUACCAACUUUUGGUUGUGUUACCAUUUAAAACUUAAAAAAAAAAAAAAAAAUUAAAGGAAUUCCUGGCCUCU